AUGUCCACUUCGGCAGAUAGAACAUAUGAAGAGCAGAAUGAUGCAUCGCUCAAUAAGCUAUUUGAUAAAGUAAAGGCAUUGAGAGGCGUCACAACGGACAUCUACAACGACGCCGAAUCUCAGACGCAAGGAUUGCUAGGAGAUGCAUCGGAGGGUUUUGAUAAUUUCGCAGCAAGGUUGUCGAAUACAAGUUCAAGAUUUACCAGACAGGUCGUCAACGGAGGGAGAGGGAGCCGGAUGAUCUUGUAUAUCGUUGGCGGCUUCGUUGGAAUACUAGUCUUAUACCGGAUAUUGUUCUGA
Molecule: messenger RNA, 300 nt
Organism: Meira miltonrushii
Lineage: Eukaryota; Fungi; Basidiomycota; Exobasidiomycetes; Exobasidiales; Brachybasidiaceae
Exons: 2
Coding region: 1-300 (99 amino acids)
Biological process (GO): intra-Golgi vesicle-mediated transport
Source: RefSeq, a predicted model, not a curated record